GUGUGUGGUGGGCCAGAUGUGGCGAGGAGAACCCCUGUCCCACAUUCAGACACAGACCCCCAUCGUCCUCCACAGCAGAGUCGACAGAAAUCCAGACAGGACAGACGGGAGGAAGGAGAAAAGAUGGUGAAACAAGUUGUUCGGAUCCAUGUUGGGAUGCUGUUUUUGGCUCUGUGUCUGCACUUGGGGGAAGCUGCUGCAGCCAUGCUGAAAGGUGACAAGGCCCAGGAUGGAAGUGGCGGCGGCGGGGACAACAUCAGCCACUCCCUGACCCUGGUGCAGCGCCUGGAGGCCCUGCUGGCUCAGGGGAACGGCAGUGACGUGUCGCUCAGGGUAGAGACGCCCAGUGCGGACGAGGUGAAGGUGAUCCAGUCUCACUCGCUGGUGCUCUCCCUGCAGAGCCCCGUGUUCGACGAGAUCCUGCUGAGCCGCAACGGCAGCACGUUGGUCCUGAAAGAGAGCUCCGACUGCGCUGCCGUGUUUGACAAGUUCAUCAGGUAUCUGUACUGUGGAGAGCUUUCUCUGCGUCUGGACCAGGCGAUACCUUUACACAAGCUGGCCACUAAGUACCAAGUGAUGGGUCUCCAGCAGGGCAUUACCCAGUACAUGAGCCAGAAUGUGGCACGGGAGUCCUCCUCGGGACACGUGGCGGGCUGGUACGAGUACGCCCUGCAGGCCGGCGACGUGACUCUGAGGGACAGCUGUCUUCAGUUCAUGGCCUGGAACCUGUCGUCGGUGCUGCGGAGCGGAGAGUGGGUGACCAUCAGCAGCCAGCUGCUCAUGGCCCUGCUGCAGCGCUCGGACCUCGUCCUGCAGAGUGAGAUGGAGCUCUUUGCUGCGCUGGAGGCCUGGAUUAUUCAGAAUGAGCCGGACAGUUUGACAGCGGAGAACGCAUUGAGAGCCGUACGUUAUGCCAUGAUGCCACCACGGGAGCUCUUCCGCCUGCAGACCCAGUCAUCGGUCCUGGCUCGCUAUCAGGAGUCGGUGCGUGACCUGCUCUACAUGUCCUACCAGUUUCACUCUGCGUCGCCACUGGCCAUGGCCAAAUACUUUGACGUGAACUGCAGCCUCUUCAUGCCCAGGAACUACCUGUCGUCAGUGUGGGGGUCUGCCUGGAUCAUCAGCAACCCCUCGCGAGACGACCGCAGCACCAGCUUCCAGACCCAGCUGGGGCCCAGUGGCCAUGACUCCAGCAAGCGGGUGACUUGGAACGCCAUGUUCUCGCCACGCUGGUUACCCCUCAGCAUGAGGCCGAUGUACACGGAGACGGGCGCCAUGCAGCCGACACGUGUUGAUGGAGGGAGCCCUCGCAUCAUCAUAACGCCGGCCACAUCCAGCGCAGAUUUCGCCGGGGUGAACUUCCAGAAGACGGUGCUUGUGAUGGCUCAGCAGCAUGGGAAAGUGGUGGUGAAACAUGUCUACAACUUCCACCAGAGCACAGAAGAAAACGGCGAUUUCUUGGUCGAAGCUGACCUGUACCGCCGGACGUCGGAAUACCUCAUCGAUAGCUCGCUCUUCCUCCAUAUUGUGGUGAAGCCGCUGUACCAAACCCUUCUAACCAGCAAGAACUAAGCCUCCGACCUCCUCACUCAUCUCACUCAACACAAUCCAACCUUGUGAAGCGACAUAGAUACAGUAUAUGUAUACGUAGAUAACGCAUUUGCCGCUGCUAUUUACUGGAGUGAUACGUCGACCUGACCCAAACUAGCAUUAGCUUAAUUCAGUAUCAGGACAGUCACUUAAGCUAACUUUAUGUUAGCUUUAAAGAAAGAUUAACGUUACCUUUUGUGAUAUUAAAUUGAAGACGUUCGUAACAGUAAAAUAUUACAAAACACAUUUUUUUCACCUGUAUAAUGUUAUUCCAUAGCACAAAAGUUGCAUUAAAGUUUAGUUUUUAUGAGUCUCCAUGGUCAGAAAGGGUCAGAUGUCUGUCCCAAGAUGGCGGCGGCAGAGAUGCAUCUCACAAGCCAGAUGCGGCAUCUACGUAUAUAUAUAUAUAUACAGUGUAUAUAUACAUUUAUGGUGAAGCGACAUCUCACUCAUAUCACAUCGUGGGGAUCUGAAUCCUCCUCGUGUGUGACGUUUGGAUCAUUUGUCUCGCCUCAUAUAACUGCUGUUUUCAUUGGGCAACUAACACACCAAAGCUUGACUCAUGACUAUCUCAGAGCAUUUUGUAAAUCAUAAUGUAACAUGAGUGUAAAGUCAUGAUGAAACGUGUGUUUAUAUUUUUCUUACUGUCAACAUAUUCCACGAAAAGACCAAAACAACAGUGACUGUAUCCACUAACUAGUCUUGUGUUUGUAUCACAGCCUGAUAUACUGUAUAUCUUCUUCCUCUGUGCCAUAGAGCUCCAUUGUUGUUAAAAACACACCAAAGAGCCACACUCUUGCACUGGGGGACAUGUGUAUGAUUUACACAUGUACACAUGUCCCCCAGAUGAACACACACACUGUAGUUUAUUUUGACUCAAUCUCACACACACCGUCUUGCUGCCACAAAUACUCACUAGAGCACCAAAUGGGGAUUAAUCCGCCGCUGAAAAUAGUUCCCAACAUAUACGCUAUUUACUACUGUUUGAGUGAUGUUUGCUAAAAACUACAGUGACCAGCUGUUUCAGGAAAUUACUGAGCAUUUAAAAAAA
Molecule: messenger RNA, 2641 nt
Organism: Sander lucioperca (pikeperch)
Lineage: Eukaryota; Metazoa; Chordata; Actinopteri; Perciformes; Percidae
Gene: btbd17a
Product: BTB/POZ domain-containing protein 17
Exons: 3
Coding region: 124-1572 (482 amino acids)
Molecular function (GO): protein binding
Source: RefSeq, a predicted model, not a curated record